Mercurialis annua (annual mercury) is the source of this 595-nucleotide messenger RNA. RefSeq names its product thioredoxin-like protein YLS8. The transcript has 2 exons. Lineage: Eukaryota; Viridiplantae; Streptophyta; Magnoliopsida; Malpighiales; Euphorbiaceae. The coding region runs from base 48 to 476 and encodes 142 amino acids. Gene Ontology annotation, cellular component: U4/U6 x U5 tri-snRNP complex; U5 snRNP; spliceosomal complex. The record is from RefSeq and is a predicted model, not a curated record. Gene Ontology annotation, biological process: mRNA splicing, via spliceosome.
CAAAUUGCUCAUUAUCGCAUAGAUUAGGGAUUAUACUCGCCGGAGAGAUGUCGUAUUUGCUUCCGCACUUGCACUCCGGAUGGGCCGUCGAUCAGGCCAUCUUGGCCGAAGAAGAGCGUCUCGUUCUCAUCCGAUUUGGUCACGACUGGGAUGACACCUGUAUGCAGAUGGAUGAAGUUUUGGCUUCAGUUGCUGAGACAAUUAAGAAUUUUGCUGUCAUAUACCUUGUGAACAUCACAGAAGUACCCGAUUUCAACACGAUGUACGAACUCUAUGAUCCAUCCACGAUCAUGUUCUUCUUUCGGAACAAGCACAUAAUGAUUGAUCUUGGAACCGGGAACAACAAUAAAAUCAACUGGGCGCUUAAAGAUAAGCAGGAGUUCGUCGACAUUGUUGAGACUGUGUACCGUGGGGCAAGGAAGGGCCGCGGUUUGGUUAUUGCACCUAAAGAUUACUCCACCAAGUACCGCUACUAAGUGUAUAGGUAAGUUAUUAUUCGUGUGAUUCUGUUGAAAACUAUGCUACGAAAUUAUUAAAGUGCAAUGUGCUUGUUAACACAGGUUUAUUGUGGUAUUACUGCCUCUAUUUUAUUCUA